AUGAGUGACUAGGAUUCUGGUUCAAACUUUCCAUAGCCUCUUUAAAUCAAAAAUCAAACAGAAAUUGUCGAUCGAACCUAUAGUGAAAUCCUUAUGGAGUAAAUUGUAAAUGAUGAUGACUUCUUGUAUCAAUCCAUGAUCGAUGAUGAUCAAUACUCUAGACCCAAGGUCAUUCCUACAAUAGCUAAUCAAACCAUUAUAUACAGAAAUACAAUAGAAAUGAAGAGAUAACAACCAAAUAUAUUUUAAAGAUGCUUUGGAGGUAAGAAAUCCUCCAAUAAGGUAACAAUGGCUGAGAUCAUUGAUCUUAGAUAAAAAGAAUUAUUUAAUGAUUAUGUAUAUGAGACUGAGAAGGAUGGAUUCUUAAAAGAUGUCUAAAAGUACAUUCAUAAAGUUAAAGUUCUUGAACCAGACUCUUAAUUUUACAUAUUUUGGUAGGUGUUAAAUAGUAUUUUAGUGAUUCUAUUUUUCUUUUAAAUUCCUUUCAUUUUUGCUUAUUAACCCCUUAUAUAAAAAAAUAAAUCAAUUGAUUAUUAGUUUUAUGAAACAUUUGCCCUUAAUUUUGCAAUUGCUAUAUUUGUUAUUGACAUAGCUCUAACUUUCAAUAUUGCUUAUUAUAAAUAAGGAUAUUUAGUAAGUGGUAGAAAACAAAUAGCUAUAAAUUAUAUCAAAACAUAUCUAAUUUUAGAUUUGAUACCUUUAUUUUGUUUAAUAGAAUUUCGAAUAUUUCUUCAUUAAAAAAAUCAGUAAUUUGGAAUUGAAAUAUUUUUAUUUAUUCUUAAGAUUUAUGAAGUCUUUAAAACUAGUAACAUGAUAUAAGAAUAUUUACAAUUAGAACCUUCAAAAUUGGCAAAAUAUAGAUUAUUAACGGUUAUGUUGACUAUCACAUGGUUAUGUCAUUUAUUUGCAUGUGUAUUCUUUUUUGUUGGAAGAAGGGAACUUAAUAAAGGAAAAAAAAGUGUAUCUUGGUUAAAUAAAAGUGAUUUAAUAACAAUGCAUGGUGGAUAUAAAAAAUUAUAAGAACACAUAUUUGAAUUACAUUUAUAUUCAUUUUAUUGGGCAGUUACUACUAUGAUAUCAGUUGGAUAUGGAGAUGUGACUCCAAAAAAUGCUUGGGAAGUUGUUGUUACAGUAGUGACAUAAUUUAUCUCUUGUAUUGUUUUUGCUUAUUCUGUUAAUGCAAUUUGGGAAAUGAUUAAUUAAUAGAAUGAAAAUAAACAGAAAUUUCAGUAUUUCUUAAAACAUUAUUUAUUCUAGAAAAUAUGUUAAUGCAAUUGAAAGAUUUAUGAGAGAACACAAUGUGGAUAGAAAAUUAAAAGCUAGAAUAGAAGCCUACUUUUAUCAUCUAUGGGAAUCAGAAAAAGCAAGAGAUCAUGAAUUAGAAUAAGCCAUGAUAUUAAAAUUAGCUCCUGCUCUUAAAGAAGAAUUAAUUUAUUAAACUUUAGGUAAGAUGCUCAAUCAUAAUCAAUUCUUCAGUUAUUUCUAGUAAGAUCUAUUAAUUGAAUUAGCAUAAGAUAUUUAAUAAUAAUACUAUUCUUAAGAAGAAGUUAUAUUUUAAGAGAGAGAAGAAAUAGAUGAUUUUCCUGUCUUCUUUUUAACAAAGGGUUCUGUAGAAAUAUAUUUAGAUAGUGAAAAGCGAAUUAAAUUACAUAUUAUGAAAUAAGGAAUCUUUGGAAUAGUAGCUUUUAUUACUGGUUAUAGGAGAACUGCUUCAGCUCGUUGUUUAACAUAUUCAGUUAUAUAUAAAUUAUCUAGAAUUCAAUUUUUAAAAAGAAUAGAGAAAUAUUCAAUAGAAAAAUAGAAAUUCUUUGAAAUCAGACAUCAAGUUCUAUUUAAUAAUAAUUAUGUUAAAUAUUAAUUAAAAUGCUAUAUUUGUGAAAGUAAGAAACAUUUAGCUAUUAAUUGUAAAAAGACAUUGUAUAUACCUGAAAAAAUGCCAAUUAUUUUAGAGACUUACCAUUUAUAAAAUUCAAGAGAUUCAAUCUAUUAAAGAAGAGUAGUUAAAUAAUAGUUUAAAGCUCUGUCUCAUAUAAGGGAAGUUUAAUUUAAUGCUGUUGCUAUUAAAAAGUACUUCUAAAAUAUUACAUUUACUUAAAAUUCAAGUGAUGAAGAUAUAGAAUAUAGUUCAGAUGUAGAUGAUUAUGAAGAGGAAAUGGAGGAUAUUAAAAAGAUAGUUGAAUAAGAGAAAGAAAAGGCAUAAUUAAGAAGAAGAGGAUAAUGGAUUGCUGAUGAUGAUUAUGAAAUGAAGAUUGAUGAAAGUAAGGAUAAUCAUAGUAUAGAAUUAUCAGAUGGAUUUAAAAAGUCUUAACAUUUAAUUAAACAUUCUGAUGAGGAAAUUAAAAAAAAAUCAAAUGUAAAUAAAAAAAAGAAAUUUUAAAGUUUUUUAAAAUUAGAAAAAUUUAGAAAUGUUAGAACAUCAUCUAUGUCUAGUCUAACACCAAUUUAAGAAUAAGUAAAGAAGCCUUUUCCUGUUAAAAAAGAUAAAGGUAUGAGUGCUUUAUUACCAAAUAAUUUAUUAGCACAAAGGAAAAAGAGUAAAUUAUUAUUAUAAAAUGAAAUUCAAAAUUUUGAUAAGUCUUAAUAAAUUCAUUAAUAAAAUGAUAAAUUGGACAAAGUAUAAUCACCUGAUAGAAAUAUUUAUACUGAAUCAAAAAAGUCUGAACUCCUUAGAAAAAUGAAAUUUCUUUAAAUAGCUUAGCCUAAAAAUAAAGAAAUAUAAUCUAUAAUAGAUGAACUUAAGUAAUCUAUAAAUUUAUUAUUAUAGAAAUUAUAUUUAAAAUAGUUAGAAUUUAUAAGGUAGUAAUUCUAAAGAUAUUGGUUCUUCAUUAAAGGUUGAAUAGAUCAAUAAUAAUAAUAAUUUUUAAUAAAUGGAAACUCAUUCUGAUGUUGAUAGCUAAUUUAGUAUUGAUCAUAUGGCUAAUUUUGAUGCUUACUUUUAAGAAGAAAAUCCAGAAAAAGUGAUAAAGAAAUAUAAAAAAUAAACUAAAGAUAAACUUAAAUAAAGAAGAACUACAAUGAUGAGACAAUUUGUUUGA
Paramecium pentaurelia is the source of this 3035-nucleotide messenger RNA. The record is from the annotation of a GenBank genome assembly. Lineage: Eukaryota; Ciliophora; Oligohymenophorea; Peniculida; Parameciidae.